AUGAUAACAUUCAUAAUAUUUUUUCAUUUAAGUCAUAAUGUAUAUUAUUUUACUUAUUUGAUUGAUAUUAUGAGUCUAACCCCACUUGACUUCUAUAAAGUCAAGUGGUGAUUCUCUCACAUUUUCUUAAUAAUUAUUUGAUUGUAAGGACUUAAGUGAGCUCUUAUUAUGAGUUGGAAGUAAUGGAAGAAGCCCAAGUAAAAGUCCAAGUCUUAUGGAGAGGACUGACCUAAUGUGUUUAUGGGCCUAAGAAAGGGCGUCAUCUUGGUUAGGCCCAUUUGGACCUUAGGUAACACAUAACUUUGGCCUAGCCCAUUCAGACUUAAAAGGAGUAUCAAGAGAUGAGAUCAAGGCCACUCAUCUGAAGGCGCCUUAAGAUGAGAUUAAGAAGAGGAUUAGAGUGCCACCUUCAUAAAAGAAUCUAGCCCCUCCACUAAGAAAGUUGAUUAUUAAUCAUAACCAUCUAUUAUAGGGGCCUAAUUCUCUAGAGGUUUAAGGCUUUUCGCCCCCCUCUUAAAGGAUGCUUGUUGGCUCUAUCUCUAGUAGUAGCUAGCCGAAGAAAAAAAGAGGAAAAUCAAGGCCUAAUUAAUGACAUUCUCAUGCUCAAGAUUGUCAUGGAGAAGAGACUACCUAGAGUGCAUCAAGAUCAUCAUGGGUCAAACAUCACUCGGCCUAAGACUAGUGCACAACAAGGUUUGUGUAAGAUCUAGAUCUAAGAUAUCCUAGUAAUCUUCUCCAUAGAUAGAAUAACUCUUAGUUUGAAUUAAUUUUAUCAUUUAUUCUAUCAUUUCAUUAUGUUUGAUUGAUGCUCUCCCUUUUGCCACACUUUCCAUUUCUAUUGUCUUUACCCUUGUUAAAUAAAUUCCUCCCCUUCACAAUCUCAAGUAUAUCUAUAUAUAUAUAAGAAAUAAAUUAAGUAAAAUUAUUACUCUCAUUACCCAUGCUCCUUAAGGAUCAACCCUUACUUAUCCUAAACCGAAGAGUGAGAUUUUAUAAAUGUCAUUUGCAUGAACUUGGUUGCAUCACGACGACAUAUUUAACUUUUAAAUCAAGUUCAUCAAGAGGCAUUCCCUGUGACUCUAUUUUUUGAAUGGGAGGUUAUUUUGGGUUGACUGCUCUAAUGAACUCAAAUUAGAGGUUAAAUAUGUCAUAGUGAUGUAACCAAAUUCAUCCAAAUAAUAUUUAUUAAACCUCAAUCUUUUAUUUAGGAUAAAUAAGGGUCGAUCCUCAAGGAGUCUAGAUAAUGAAAGUAAGAAUUCUACUUGUAUAUAUAUAUAUAUAUAUAUAUAUAUAUAUAUAUAUAUAUAUAUAUACUUAAGAUUGUGAAAGGUGAAAUUAAAUAUAAAAGGGGUAAGAUAAGAGUUAUGAAAAACGUGGUAGAGGAGAGAAAAUGAAUCUAAUGCAAUGAAAUUAUACAAUAAAUGAUAAAACUAGUUUGAAUUAAAAUUUAAUCUAUCCAUGGAGAGGAUUACAAAGAUGUCCCAAAUUUGGAUCUUGCACAAACUUCAUUGUGCAUCAAUCCUAGGCCAGGUGAUGCUUAAUCAAUGCACUUCAAGUAAUCUCUUCUCCACGAUGAUCUUAGGUACAAGAAUACCAUUGACCAGGCCUUGAUUUUCUUCUUAUUUUCUUCGACUAGCCACUACUAAAGAAAGAGCCAAAAAGCAUUCUCCAAGAGGGGGGUGAGAUGCCUUAAUCCUCUUGACAAUUAAACGCUUUCAAUCAACAAUUAUGAUUAAUAACUAACUCUCUUGGUAGACAGCUGACGUGACUCAGUCGUUGUAUAUUAAAUCACACAAAUCUAAAAUUUAUAAAACUAAAAAAUAUGAUUUUUUAGAUAUUUAGAAGUAUUUCUGAACAAAUAUAUCAAUUAUAAUUCAAUAAAACUUCCAAAAAAUAGCAAUAAUUUUUCACGUCGAUCAUAGAGAUGUAAUAUAAUAUCUGGUAAUUUUUCAGAAUGUUUCUCAAUGAAUACGAUUUUUUAUGAAUUUUAUACUAGGAAAUGAAAAGGAAAUAUAUUUAAAAUUCACGAAAAAAAGGAAAUAAGGGUGCAGACGUCAGAAUGACAUCAGCACCCGGCGAACACGAAUCAGGCAAAAAUCUAUUUCCGCCUGGUGA
Messenger RNA from Spirodela intermedia, 2115 nucleotides. Lineage: Eukaryota; Viridiplantae; Streptophyta; Magnoliopsida; Alismatales; Araceae. The record is from the annotation of a GenBank genome assembly.